UUCAUCGAGAAAACCCCCCGCCCAAAACUCUCUAACCUCUUCUAAUUCGGCUCUAGUAUAAGGCGAAGUAGACUGAAAUACCUGCAAUACGAAAACAACAUACAACAUAAAGUUUAAUAAACUAUGAAAAAAAUGACGAUAUACACUUCAUUACUUUCAAAAACACACUAAAAUAAACUUGCAUCGGAUAACGCCCUCUGUUCACACUUUCUCUUCAACCCCUGCACCUUUUCCCUCUGAUUCCUCAUCAAUUCAAGAAAGCAACACAGACCCAGAAAACAAUUAAAGUCUGGGAAUCCAUUGUUAUGCAGCUUGAUCACGUCAACGUUAAUGGAGGCGCGACCCCGUCCAGGAAAAGCUCUAUGAGUAGCAGCAACCGUACUAGCAUCAGCCGCCUCUCUUUUGAGCUUCCUGCCAGCUCCCCGGAGCAGGGCAAGGCGGGGCUGAGUCCCCGGGACUUCAGCCUCGUCCGCCAAAUCGGGAGCGGGGACAUCGGGAGGGUCUACCUCUGCCGCCCUCGCGGCGGCUCCGGCGAGAAAGUGUACGCCAUGAAGGUGGUGGACGGCGAGGCUCUGGCGGUGAAGAAGAAGACGGAGAGGGCGGAGACGGAGAGGAAGAUCUUGAGGAUGUUGGACCACCCUUUCUUGCCCACUCUCUACGCUGAGUUUCAAGUCUCCCAUUUCUCCUGCGUCGUCAUUGAGUACUGUUCCGGCGGCGAUUUGCACUCCCUCCGCCAUAAACAGCCCCGUCGCCGCUUCUCCCUCCCCUCCGCCAGGUUUUAUGCAGCCGAGGUUUUGGUGGCUUUAGAAUACCUUCACAUGUUGGGAAUCGUAUACAGAGAUCUAAAGCCGGAGAAUGUGUUGGUCAGAUCGGACGGUCACAUUAUGCUGACCGAUUUUGAUCUCUCUCUGUGCUCCGACGUGGUAGCUUCCGUUGAGUCGCCGGAGCGCUCUGCGGCGGCGGCAGCUCGUAUUCCAUCUCCGUUUUCUUGCAUUCCCGGUGGGCUCUUCAGGUCGAAGAAGAUCCGGACGGUUUCCGACAGCCCAUUGUUCGUGGCGGAGCCAGUCGCCGCCCGGUCGUGCUCCUUCGUGGGAACCCACGAGUACGUGGCGCCGGAAGUGGCGGCCGGCGAGUCCCACGGGAACGCCGUUGACUGGUGGGCCUUCGGGAUAUUCCUCUACGAGAUGAUCUACGGCCGGACCCCGUUCGCCGGCGCGUCGAACGAGAGCACGCUUCGGGGCAUCGUGAAGAAGCCGCUGGCGUUCCCCGACGAAGCGCCGGCCGGGGCGAGUGAGGCGCACGCGCGGGAUUUGAUAACGGCGUUGCUGGUCAAGGAUCCGAAUAAGCGGCUCGGGUCGAAGCGCGGGGCGACCGAGGUGAAGGCCCACCCGUUUUUCAGGGGGUUGAAUUUCGCGCUUAUAAGAUCCGUGACGCCGCCGUCUGGCCCGCGGUUCAGGAGAAACAAAACGACGCCGUCCAUUCGCGGGGACAGGCAACAUCUGCCGCCGUUUGAUUUCUUCUGAAGAAGACGCGACAGAGCCUUCGACGGGUAAUUUGGCGAGUUGCACACACUCGCCGCCUGGUUUUUUCUCUCACAUGAUUUUUAUUUUCCCUAGAAUUAAAAAAGACAAAAAAAAUUAAUGCUGUAAAUGGAUCCGGCCGUACGUGGGUAACUUUUUUCUCUUUCCACCCUCAUUUUUACCCGGCUCAAAAUGAGAACGAGAUAAAUGUUUUCAAUUUGAGUGGGGUAAAAUUCUUAAGUAGGAUUUUCUCCAAAAAAGAAAAGGAAAAUUCUAGA
Cuscuta campestris is the source of this 1798-nucleotide messenger RNA. The record is from the annotation of a GenBank genome assembly. Lineage: Eukaryota; Viridiplantae; Streptophyta; Magnoliopsida; Solanales; Convolvulaceae.